CGACCAUCAAAGUCAUUGUUUUCUGAUUCACACAAAAACAUCAAAAUGUCACCAUCACGGGCAGAAGACAUGGAAGACGAUGACCCAGUCAUUGCAGAAUACAACGUCUUCAUCACACCACGUCAACUCGAACAAAUCUACCUCCUCCAAUACCCCAACCGCAACCGCAGUCAAGCCUACAACGACCGCAAUGGCGCCCGUCCCGUAGACUUCCGUCUAAAACCUCAAGCCGGCUUUAUGGAAAUGGACAUCGGCAUGAACCCCAGUGCGAAUUUCAACAAAUUUCAAAGUCUGGUUUGGGGUGAUGCGAUUAGAAAGUCAAAGGUUGGGGGUGGGAGUGCGACGUUUGGUGCUGCUGCUGGGUUUGCGCCGACGAAAGGUGGCAAGGGGAGGGCUAAGCAGGAGGGUGGGGAGAUGAGUGUUGAUCAGGGAUUGGCUAGAUUCCAGGAAGCUGUCAACAGGGAUGCGGUUUUUCAAAAGCAGACUCUGGGAGGUCAGAUCCUGCAGGAUGAAGCGGGUAACCCGAACUACAUGUUGGGCGCUUUCCGCGGUGACGAACUCCACCUAACAAAAGUCGACGGCGUGGUCCAAAUGCGCCCUCAAUUCCACCACGUCGACGCAAUAACCCACGCAGAAACCGCCGCCCGCCGCACGGAAGCCGCAGAAGGCACAUCAGGCUCCGGUCCCGGCACAACAACAGCAGCAGCAAAACAACCACAAGCCCUCGCACUCGCCCAAACCUACAAGGAUAACCGCGAUGUCGAAAACCUGGAAGCUUUACGAGCCAAGAACUUGCUGCUCAUUGCCGCAGAGGAGAAAUGGACGAGAUUGGAGUAUUUUGAUGAAGACGAAGAAGCUUCUUACUCGACUUAUCAUACACGACUUUUUCAUUCUGAUUCUUCUUCGGCAGCACUGCUGAAAUCUCAGAUGAAGAAUGAAGAAUAUCUGGAUGCCAUCUCAGCACCUAGAGUGGAUCCUUCAGGCAGAAAGAAGAAGAGGCCAUUGACUAAGAAACAGAUGGAGAGAAUCGAAGCUGCAGAGGAUGACGUAGAAGGUGCUGGGGAAAUGGGUGGAGAAGUUGAAGUUGAGAUGAGCUGAAUGCAAUACUAGAGAGAUGAAGCACCUCAGCCAUGAAUGGCACACGAAUCCUCAGCUGUAGAACUGCAGAAACAGAUCCAGAGAAUUUGAUCAUCUCGCUGAGAAUAUCCUGGCUCCUGCGUCUCAAUGGUCACUCACAUUCCUGAUUGUGAAAAAUAUCUUGCCUUUUCACAGCUGAUCUUGUUUGAUCCACCGGUGAUGAGAGACGUAGAGCACAUGCAGAACAACAGGGCUCACCGACAAUUACCAGCUCUCCUGUCUUUGGCCCAUAAGGUCG
Aureobasidium subglaciale EXF-2481 is the source of this 1375-nucleotide messenger RNA. RefSeq lists its product as uncharacterized. The transcript has 4 exons. Gene Ontology annotation, biological process: DNA-templated transcription. NCBI's taxonomy places the organism in Eukaryota, Fungi, Ascomycota, Dothideomycetes, Dothideales, Saccotheciaceae. The record is from RefSeq and is a predicted model, not a curated record. Bases 46 to 1098 code for a protein of 350 amino acids. Gene Ontology annotation, cellular component: RNA polymerase III complex; nucleus.